AGAACCACAAGGCAGUGGCUGAGCACACUGGCAUCCCAGUGGUCACACGAUGCUGAUCAUAUCAAGUAACCAUGAUCGCAGCGGAGCCCGCAGGAGUUAUAAAUACACCGCCACCGAGCCCCAACUGGAUAACAAUUGAGUAAUGACAAUAGAAAUAGCUCACACUCCAUAGGACCAUCUUUCCCCUUCCUGAAGAACUCUUCUGAAAUCAGCAGCCUGGCAAUGGAGAGAUGGCCAGAGCCGGUUAGGGGAGAGCUUCACAUCUUUCAGAAGAUGGAGGAAGAGCUUCAAGCUAGAGCCGGGUCCCCAGUGCUCGAGUACCAUGCUGCCUUGGUCACGGGAGACCUGAGCCGUCUUGAGCUGCUCAUGAACGAGUUCUUCCAGGAUGCCAAUGUGGUGUUCGAGAUCAAGAAGGAUGAGAUGGAAUGGCAGGUGAAAUCCCCAGCCACGUUUGGACUGUCAGGCCUCUGGACCCUGGAGUACAAGCGUGAGCUCACCACGCCUCUGUGCAUCGCUGCGGCCCGCGGCCACACGGCCUGCGUGCGCCACCUGCUCAGCCGCGGCGCGGACCCCGACGCCAGCCCCGGUGGCCAGGGAGCCCUGCACGAGGCCUGCCUGGGGGGCCACACGGCCUGCGCCCAGCUGCUGCUGCAGCACGGCGCCGACCCCGACCUGCUCAGCGCCGAGGGCCUGGCGCCCCUGCACCUCUGCCGAACCGCCGCCUCGCUCGGGUGCGCGCAAGCGCUGCUGGAGCACGGCGCCUCGGUGCAGCGCGCGGGCGGCGCGGGCCGGGACACGCCGCUGCACGUGGCGGCCCAGCGCGGCCUGGACGAGCACGCGCGCCUCUACCUGGGCCGCGGCGCGCCGGUGGACGCGAGGAACGGCCGCGGCGAGACGGCCCUGAGCGCGGCGUGCGGCGCGGCGCGGCGGCCCGACGAGCACGCGCGCCGCCUGCGCCUGUGCGUGCUGCUGCUGCGGCGGGGGGCGGCGGCGGACGCGCGCGACGAGGACGAGCGCAGCCCGCUGCACAAGGCCUGCGGCCACGCGCUCCCGGGCCUGGCGCGCCUCCUGCUGCGGCACGGCGCCGACGCGGGCGCGCUCGACUACGGCGGGGCCUCGCCGCUGGCCCGCGCGCUGCAGACCGCAGCCUUCGCCGCGGAGGCCGCGUCGCAGCGCACGGUGCAGGCGCUGCUCAACCACGGCUCCCCCAGCGUGUGGCCCGACGCCUUCCCCAAGGUGCUGAAGACCUGCGCGCCAGCCCCCAUGGUGAUCGAGACGCUUUUCAACUCCUACCCUCAGCUCCGUGUGUCUGAGUCCUGGCGGGAAGUGAUUCCGGAGGAAGUAUUUCAGAUGCACCAGGCCUUCUACCGGUCUUUGUUUGCUUUGGCCCACACCCCCCGCUGUCUGCAGCACCUGUGCCGUUGUGCCAUUCGGAAGUUACUUGGCAAGAAGUGUUUCCACCUCGCACCCCUGCUACCCCUCCCAAAGUCCCUGCAGAAUUACCUCCUUUUGGAGCCGGAAGGUGUUUUGUACUGAAAACCAGAGCGCUGGGACUGAGGCUCUGAUUCUCACUGCUGCCUUCUGUAGAGGCGGUGCGCUCAGGGGGGAGGAGGGGCAGACCCGGACGGCACCUGCCACGUCCCCUGGCGGACGCACGGACCUCACAGAUUCCCGGUCACUUUGGAACAGAACUGGCAAUAAAAGGCCUUUCUGCCUCUCAGGGUUGCUCGUGAGGGUCAAGGUUGUGAGUUCCACAGUACUGGCAUCAGAGAGUACUUUUCAACAGAAGUUGAACGAAAAGAUACCCAUGUUUUCCCAAGGCUUGUGUCCUGCCUGUGGUGGGUUAACAGCCUCCAUGCUUCCCCCUCAGCCAUCAGACCAUCAGCCUCACAGGCACUGUCCCACCCCUCCUGGAACCUGGCCGCCUGGAAGGGCUCUGUGCCCAACACGUGAGAGGGGUAUGUACUGAGAGAGAACACCUGUUUCCGUAACAAGAGCGCCUUUCUGGAGCCCCCUGGUGCUUCCCAGCACAUCACAGUCCCGAAGCCCCUAAGGGACAUUGGAGGGGCGGCGAGCCCAGCGUUCUGGUCCCAUGUGAGUCUUCUGACACUCUCGCCAAACCCCAAAUGAUUCAGCGUGGCAACCUGCAGGAAGCCAGAUGCCAGGAACGGACACGGGUUGGUAGGGGUCGCCAUCAACCCAGCCUGGGCAUCACAUACACAGAGAGCUGCUCAAGGUGUCAGGACUGCAUAGGCCAUACCUUAUUUUCUGUAUUCUGGUGCUUUUGGUAUCUGGGACCUGGCUGACCCUGGAGGGACUGCCCCUUCCAGGGCUGGUCGAUUCCUGAGGACAGCAAACCGUUCACCCCCAAGCACGCUUUCAAAUGCAACCCCACCAAUCCAGAGCUCUCACCCCCACCCGCCUCCUUUACUGGGCUGUCACACUCUGGGCUACGGUCCACCUGUCCUAACGGUCCCAGGGCCAGGUGCCAGACAGGUAGGGACAGCCCUUAUACCCCAGAGCCUGCUGAAAUGACUCCCACUAGCCGAUCCUAAGCCCGUCUGUCCCGCCUGGCCCUGUUCCUUCCAUGGAAACCACAAGAGAGGCUUUUGUCCACAUCCCUUCCCCCAACCUCCUGACCAACCCUGGUGCUUCCCCACGUGCCCGCCCCAUGGCAUGCCGUGUCCCUUCUCUUGGGAAUGGUGAGUAAUAAACGAUCUUUUCGAUGGUAGUUGUCCUCUAAUCUGUUUGCCUCCACAAGCCCUCAAAGUUUUUGUCGAUACACCAGAUUGCGAAACAAGAACUCUUCACCACCAUCCUCUGGGGUUAAGCAGGGGCUCCAUCUUUUCCGGUUUGAGCCAGUGCGCGGGUGUGCUGAGACGGGCCUGGGGGGCGGGGCAUGCCUCCCACGGCUGCCGAUCUGGAAGGGAGCGCACAGCCUAGGCAGCACCUGCAGCAUAGAUGGACCGCUGUGUGCGCCAUGAUGAGGCCUACUGUGGAGCUGUGAAGGGUACCAGCCAGCCCCCCCCCCCCCCCCCGCACCGUGAGGGCAGACAUCCUGAAGCAGGUAGCCGGGCUGAGCCUCGAUUUCAACACAGUGGGCCAAGGGGGUGAUAGGACGGCGUCCCCCAGCACUUUCAUCUGACCCACCCUCACACCCCCACCCCAAGAGGACGGCUGUCCCCAAGCCCCUCCUCCAUAAACAUUCUGCGGUCCCCACUGUUUCAAAGGCAGGGUGCAGGAAUGUGCAGGGUGUGGUGGAGGAACAGAGACCCGGCCUCCUGGAGGGGAGGGUCCUUGUGCUUUGGCAGCUGGACGAAGGAAGGACUGGAUGGCAUGGGGGCACAUUGGGAGGGUCUUGGCUUCCAGACCAGGGCUUCUGAAUUUCCCUGGAGAAGCCGUGAGGCUCCACGGAGCAGGUGCGCAGAUGUGGUCACCACGGGACUCUCGGGAGACCGCUUUGUCCUGGAAAGGCAGACAGCAUGCUGCGGGACAGGCAGGAGCCCACAGUGACACCCCAGGGAAAGGGUUGCGCCCCCAAGCAAGAGCAGCUACUUAACUGAAGUCAAAUGUGAUGUCUCAACUGGACAGUGAAAGUGUCCACGCACCUCCUGUCAGGUCAGGAUUCGGCCAGAGAACUGUCGCAAGGUAGGUUUCACCAACUGGAAAAGGAUCUUGUUGAAUUGCAGAUUCUGACUCUGGAGGUCUGGGCUAGGGCCUGGAUCAUGUACGUCUGUGAACGUGAGGGUUCUUCACGAGUGUGGAUAACAGCCCUGCUCUCGGGGGCGGGGGUGGCCCCACUGAGUGCAGAGACCGCAAAACCCCAGGUCCAGAGCCCGCCCAGGGAAGGAGCUCAGUAAAUGGUCCCUUCUGUUACUAUGACUGCAUCAUUAUUAGAUGAAAACAGGCUGAUCGAGGGAUAAGAAGUGGAAAAGCCAAGCCAUUUAUAAGAAUAAGAAGGGCAAGAAUACAGGGUAAGAAGUGCAGCCACUGAGGAGCCCUGUCCUCACUGGAUUUUGCAAAUGAGAAUCUGAGCAAACAUACUGUCCUUAUAGGAUGUAAUCCUGAGCCACCCCCCCUCCAUCCCGGCCACCUGAGAAAACAGUUCGGCCGUAUUUCUGAAAUGCAUUACAAUGUAAAUGUUUUAGAGUCCUGGAACAAAGUAGAACUCCCUUAAA
This is a messenger RNA of Acinonyx jubatus (cheetah), 4178 nucleotides long. It is a transcript of the gene ASB18, whose product is annotated as ankyrin repeat and SOCS box containing 18. The record is from RefSeq and is a predicted model, not a curated record. The transcript is spliced from 5 exons. NCBI's taxonomy places the organism in Eukaryota, Metazoa, Chordata, Mammalia, Carnivora, Felidae. Bases 223 to 1536 code for a protein of 437 amino acids. Gene Ontology annotation, molecular function: protein binding. Gene Ontology annotation, biological process: intracellular signal transduction.